Molecule: messenger RNA, 1421 nt
Organism: Cyclopterus lumpus (lumpfish)
Lineage: Eukaryota; Metazoa; Chordata; Actinopteri; Perciformes; Cyclopteridae
Gene: spout1
Product: SPOUT domain containing methyltransferase 1
Exons: 12
Coding region: 48-1190 (380 amino acids)
Biological process (GO): miRNA processing; maintenance of centrosome location
Cellular component (GO): mitotic spindle; spindle pole centrosome; kinetochore
Molecular function (GO): miRNA binding
Source: RefSeq, a predicted model, not a curated record
GACCCGGAAGUAAAUAAACCUCACGUGUUUGGUGUGUGUGUGUGAAAAUGCCAACCGAUGUUGCAGAGAAAAGACCGAAAACGAUGCCCUCUCAGGCCGAGGAGAGGGUGGACUGGAAGAAAAGGAAGACAGAAAUAAAAGAGGCUAAGAAGCAAACGAAAGAAGCCAAGCUCAUCAAACAGCUGGAGAAGCAGAAACGACGAGAGUCCGCAGAGAAAGCGAAACACGAGCCGAGCCCGAACAAAAAAGGUCGGGCGUACACUGUGAGCGUGGCUCUGCCAGGCUCCGUCCUGGAUAACGCUCAGUCCACUGAGCUUCGUACGUACCUGGCCGGACAGAUCGCCCGAGCCUGUGUCGUGUUCUGUGUCGACGAGAUCGUCGUGUUCGAUGAAUAUGGGGAAGACGUCACGAGCGUUGAAGGAGAGUUCAAAGGUGUUGGGAAGAAAGGACACGCUUGUAUUCAGCUUGCCAGAAUACUUCAGUACCUGGAAUGUCCCCAGUAUCUGCGCAAGUGGUUUUUCCCAAAACAUCAAGACUUGCAGUAUGCAGGCUUGCUCAACCCUUUAGACAGUCCUCACCACAUGAGGAUGGACGAUGAAUCAGAAUACCGGGAAGGAAUCGUCCUCGACAGGCCGAACAAACCAGGAAAAGGCUCAUUGGUCAACUGUGGGAUGAGAAAGGAUGUUCGGAUUGAUAAACAGCUGCAGUCUGGACUUCGAGUCACGGUGAAGCUUAAUAAUACACAAAAGCAAGAGAGCAAACUGUGUAAAGGCGUCGUGGUGCCUCCUCAUCUGCCCCGGACCGAAGGAGAUAUUUACUGGGGUUACAGUGUCCGUCUGGCCUCUUGUCUCAGUGCAGUUUUCACUGAGAGUCCACAUGCAGAAGGAUACGACCUGACUGUUGGCACAUCAGAGAAAGGCAGCAGCAUGGACCAGACAACGCUGUCACCAUUCAAGCAUCUUUUGGUCGUCUUUGGAGGUCUUCAGGGACUGGAGGCCAGUGUGGAUACGGACCAGAACCUGGAAGUGACUGACCCCAGUGUGUUAUUUGACCUCUACCUCAACACAUGCCCUAACCAGGGCAGCAGGACCAUCCGUACAGAGGAGGCCAUCUUGGUUUCCAUGGCAGGGCUUCGACAGAAGAUCACAGCUGCCUUUACAGAUGUUUCCAAUGGUUCAUUAAAGAAUUAGUGAUCAAAGAAAGUAAACAAAGACAUUUUAUCAUCUCGUACUCACCAUGAAGUUGUUCAUUUUCCAAUUAGACCCUUUUGUAGCAUUGCUAACUGUUAAAACAGCUUUUAUUACAAACAUCCCAAUCACUGCAUAAGUCUCUUUGUGUUGUUAUAUUGUCUUUGUUCUCUGAGUCUGUAUUUGUACAUUUAACAAAUUGUAUAUAUUUCAAUACAAAAACUACCCACAGGC